UAAUAAAAAAAAUCUUGAGCUAGUUCCUAAAUAUUCCAGAUAUCUAAUUUUCUAUAAAUACUCAAAUAUUAUACCCAUCCGACCUCACAUCCUACGCGCACACACUCUCUCUCUCUCUCUCUUACCUUUGUAAAUCAAGCAAUACGUACGUAGAGAGAUGGAGUCAACCAAUGCUUUAACCUUCAAAGUGGCGAGGAAAAGGCCAGAGUUGAUCGCUCCGGCAAAGGCAACACCACAUGAGUUCAAGCUCCUCUCCGACAUCGACGAUCAAGAGGGCCUCCGUUUCCAGAUCCCGGUGAUUCAGUUCUACCGGAGAAACCCCUUCCCAGAAGGGAAAGAACCAGUGAAGGUGAUCCGUGACGCCAUUGCGAAAGCCUUGGUUUUCUACUACCCUUUCGCGGGGCGGCUGAGGGAAGGCGCCGGGCGGAAGCUGGUGGUGGAGUGCACCGGAGAGGGCGUGAUGUUCAUCGAGGCUGACGCCGAUGUAACGCUGAAGCAGUUCGGAGAUUCACUUCAGCCGCCAUUCCCAUGCCUCGAAGACCUGCUUUACGAUGUCCCUGGAACCACCCAAGUGCUCAAUUCUCCCCUAUUGUUGAUUCAGGUGACGCGUCUGAAAUGCGGAGGCUUCAUCUUUGCUCUCCGGCUGAAUCACACGAUGUGCGACGCGGCCGGACUAGUCCAAUUUAUGUCGGCGGUGGGCGAACUCGCACGCGGCGCUGAAGCCCCUUCCAUCCCACCCGUUUGGGACAGACACCUCCUCAACGCGCGCAACCCGCCGAGCGUGACGUGCACGCACCACGAAUACGACGACGUUCCGGACACCAAAGGAACCUUAAUCCCCCUGGACGACAUGGUGCAUCGCUCCUUCUUCUUCGGCGCCGCCGAGUUAUCCGCCCUCCGCAGCCUCCUGCCUCCGCACCUGCGCGGCAGCUCCACCUUCGAGCUCCUCACGGCCUGCCUUUGGCGCUGCCGCACCAUCGCCAUCUCGCCGGAACCCGACGAGGAGGUCAGAAUCCUGUGCAUCGUGAAUUCUCGGACGCGAUUCAAUCCGCCGCUCCCCACCGGCUACUACGGCAACGCUUUCGCUUUCCCCGUCGCGAUAGCCACAGCCGGCGCCUUGUCGAAGAAUCCGCUGCAUUACGCGCUGGAACUCGUGAGGAAGACGAAAGCCGACGUAACGGAGGAGUAUAUGAAAUCGGUGGCGGAUCUGAUGGUGAUUAGGAACCGCCCGCAUUUCACGGUGGUGCGGAGCUACCUAGUGUCCGAUGUUACGCACGCCGGCUUCGGACAGGUGGAUUUCGGCUGGGGAAAGCCGGCGUACGGCGGUCCGGCUAAGGGCGGCGUCGGUGCGAUUCCCGGCGUCGCGAGCUUUUACAUUCCUUUUAAGAAUAUCAAGGGCGAGGACGGAAUAGUGGUUCCAAUAUGCUUGCCGGCGAAUGCCAUGGAAGUGUUCGUGAAGGAGCUCGAGAGGUUGUUGAAAGGCGGUGGCGAUGCGGUGCCGAACAUGAAAACUACGGCGUUUAUCACGUCGGCGCUGUGAAUUAGUUAUAUGAGGUUGUGCGUUUUGCUAUGUAUGUCCGACUUUGUUUCUGUACUUCUUUUUCAUUUUAUUUUAUAAAUACUAUGUUCCGUAA
This is a messenger RNA of Salvia miltiorrhiza (redroot sage), 1634 nucleotides long. Its product is annotated as benzyl alcohol O-benzoyltransferase-like. Gene Ontology annotation, molecular function: acyltransferase activity, transferring groups other than amino-acyl groups. NCBI's taxonomy places the organism in Eukaryota, Viridiplantae, Streptophyta, Magnoliopsida, Lamiales, Lamiaceae. The coding region runs from base 158 to 1540 and encodes 460 amino acids. The record is from RefSeq and is a predicted model, not a curated record. The transcript is spliced from 2 exons.